AUGCCUCUUUAUAUCGCCGACGAAAGCUUCACAGCAUCCACACCACAGCCAGUAGAAAUCAAGCACGAUUACUUGAUCUUCUACUCGUCCAUCGUUGAUGGUCAGCUCUGGUGCCCGGACUGUCGAGUAGUUGAUGGGCUCAUCAAGGAUACCUUUGGAUCAGACAAAUCUCCGAGCGCAUUGAUCGUCUAUGUGGGAGACAGGCCAAGGUGGAAAACGCCAACCAACGGGUUUCGGGGGGAUCCUUGGAAAAUCGAGUCCAUCCCUACAGUUGUCAAAUUAAAAGAUGGCAUCGAAGCAGCGCGCCUUGUGGAUAGUGAAAUUUCAGCGGGCCUUCAAGAAUUUAUCCACUCCACCUGA
Messenger RNA from Guyanagaster necrorhizus, 360 nucleotides. RefSeq lists its product as uncharacterized. The record is from RefSeq and is a predicted model, not a curated record. The transcript is spliced from 4 exons. Gene Ontology annotation, molecular function: protein-disulfide reductase [NAD(P)H] activity. Gene Ontology annotation, cellular component: cytosol. Lineage: Eukaryota; Fungi; Basidiomycota; Agaricomycetes; Agaricales; Physalacriaceae. Bases 1 to 360 code for a protein of 119 amino acids.